AUGCUACCCUCCGCCGCGCGCCGCCUCCUCCUCCUCGUCGCCGCCGCCACCGCGGCUGCUGCUGCGUUCGAGCUCGAGGAGGCCACCGUCGACUCCAUCCGCCGCGCCUUCGCUCGCGGCGAGCUCACCUCGCGCGCCCUCGUCGAGCUCUACCUGCGCCGCAUCGCGGCGCUCGACCCGGCCCUCCACGCCGUCGUCGAGCUCGACCCGGACGGCGCGCUGGCCGCCGCCGACCGCGCCGACGCCGAGCGCCGCCUCGCGGUCCCCGGCGCGGCUCUCCCUCCGCUGCACGGCGUGCCCGUCCUGGUGAAGGACAACAUCGCCGCGGCCGGCGGCGGCGGGGCGCUGAACGCGACGGCCGGCUCGCUCGCGCUGCUCGGGUCGCGCCCCGCGGGCGACGCCGGCGUGGUCGAGCGGCUCCGGCGCGCCGGCGCGGUGGUUCUUGGCACGGCUAGCCUCAGCGAGUGGUGCAACUUCCGCGCCCCCGGCAUCCCCGCCGGCUGGAGCCCCCGCGGCGGCCAGGGCAAGAAUCCCUAUGUGCCGUCGGCGACGCCGUGCGCGUCGAGCAGCGGUUCGGCGAUUGCUGCGGCGGCCAACAUGGUGGCGGUGACCAUUGGGACGGAGACGGACGGGUCCAUCAUGUGCCCGUCCAGCUACAACUCGGCCGUCGGGAUUAAGCCGACGGUGGGGCUCACCAGCCGUGCUGGCGUCAUCAUCAUCUCGCCGAGGAUGGACACGGUUGGGCCAAUCUGUAGGACAGUUUCAGAUGCUGUGCAAGUUUUGGAAGCAAUUGUUGGAUAUGACCCACAAGAUGCAGAGGCAACUCGUGUGGCAACACAAUAUAUCCCAGAAGGUGGUUACAGAAAAUUCUUGAACAUAGAUGGGCUAAGAGGCAAGAGGUUGGGAAUCCUCAGGAAAGAUUUCUUUCAGUUUCCCUCGGGCUCUGUUCAACAAAAGGUCUUUGAUGACCAUUUCAACACUUUAAGUAAGAUGGGCGCCAUAUUAGUGGACAAUCUUGAGAUGCCAAGCAUGAAUAUCAUCAAUGAUGCAAUACGAAGCGGUGAACGUGCUCUAAUGCUAGCAGAAUUCAAGCUGUCCCUCAACUCAUACUUGUCUGAACUGGCCACAUCACAUGUUAGAUCACUAUCGGACAUAAUUGAUUUCAACAAUAAGCACCCUGUCGAGGAAAAGAUGGCUGAAUAUGGCCAGAGUUACCUCCUGCAAUCUGAAGCAACAAAUGGCAUUGGUCCAACCGAGAAGAAGGCCAUUGCCGAACUGAACAAACUCUGUGGAGGCAUGGAGAAAAUAAUGCGAGUGAACCAACUGGAUGCAAUUGUGGCGCCAGGUGCGUCUGCUCACAGCCUGCUUGCCAUCGGCGGCUAUCCAGCUAUCACUGUUCCAGCUGGGUAUGCAUCUAAUGGUGUCCCUUUUGCCAUCUGCUUUGGAGGGUUGAAAGGAUCUGAGCCUAGGCUUAUUGAGAUAGCCUAUUCGUUUGAGCAGGCAACUAAAGUUAGGCGACCUCCAACCUUUCAGCAUUUUGUUAUUUGAUUUUAACCUCAAAAUAUUAUCAGACCAUUUGUUCAACACGGUUUGUUCCAUUUUCAUGUUUAAGCAGAAUUUCUGAGGGACA
Messenger RNA from Oryza brachyantha (malo sina), 1630 nucleotides. RefSeq names its product probable amidase At4g34880. The transcript is spliced from 5 exons. The coding region runs from base 1 to 1548 and encodes 515 amino acids. The record is from RefSeq and is a predicted model, not a curated record. NCBI's taxonomy places the organism in Eukaryota, Viridiplantae, Streptophyta, Magnoliopsida, Poales, Poaceae.